Messenger RNA from Ilex paraguariensis (yerba mate), 372 nucleotides. Lineage: Eukaryota; Viridiplantae; Streptophyta; Magnoliopsida; Aquifoliales; Aquifoliaceae. The record is from the annotation of a GenBank genome assembly.
AUGCUUAAGUGGUCUCCCACUGGAGAUUAUUUUUUCACAGCGAAAUUUGAUGGUACAUUUUAUCUUUGGGAGACAAACACAUGGACAUCAGAACCAUGGUCCUCAACAAGCGGCUUUGUCACGGUUGUUGUUGAUAAUGCAUUAAAUGGUGGCAUUUACUUGGUUUUGGAGGGACAAGAUGGGCUUGCCAUAAUAUGUAGCCCAUUAGAGUUAGCUGAAGCUCCUAUGAUGGAAGCUUGCAUAUCAAAGAUCAAGGACCAUAUUGCCCAGUUUGAGGAUUUCUGCGCAAUGCAGAUCCCUCGGACCAAAAACUCUCAUGUUGCCUUGUUAGAAUGCUUGGCGUUGACUUUGAUGACGACGUUCCUAGGGUGA